This is a messenger RNA of Drosophila biarmipes, 637 nucleotides long. RefSeq lists its product as uncharacterized. Bases 86 to 442 code for a protein of 118 amino acids. The transcript is spliced from 2 exons. Lineage: Eukaryota; Metazoa; Arthropoda; Insecta; Diptera; Drosophilidae. The record is from RefSeq and is a predicted model, not a curated record.
CGCAGUUGGCUUUGCUUUAAAUUUUUAGUCGUAAAUAGCCCCCCUCAAAUACCUAAAAAUUAUAAAAAAAAUAUCACUUGAUUUUAUGAUUUUAAAUCCCCCAAUGGACGGCGAUCAAAGCUGCAGUGAUCGCAAUUCGGAAUAUAGUCUUGGCCGCCGCAAUGGCGUUCAUUAUGCCACAAUUGCGGAGUUCCUGGCGAGCCUCAAUGUCAAUGACACCACCUUGGGAUCGGUUCAGGGUCUCAAGACGCUCAGCCUAGAGGAUUACCUGAAAAUCAUGCGAGGAGCCGACCAGGAGCAGGGCGAUGGGGACAUCACUCUCGAGGCCAGAAAGAUGGAAAGCAAGUUGAUCCAGGAAACCCACAGGCAAAGGCAGUCGGACCCAAAGAACCCCAACAAAUCCAAUCUAAUAUCCCAGUACACCGAACAGAUUUGGAUAUAGCACAGGCACUCCGCCUUAAAUUAUAGUGAUUUUUCUCUGCGUGCAUGAGGCAGCGGCUUUGAUCUGUCACCGCUCGCCAAUCGAAUCACGGCAGACGCGAGCGGCGGGAGAUAAAAUUAUUGAAAUUACAUUGGCAAGACGCCGUCGAUCGGGCAGAGGGCCAUCCUGGGGACGUCGGGGUGUCCGAGGGCAGGC